AGUAUCAACUUGUAUAUUUUAGCGAGCUGUUGAGGCGUGCACCAAAGCAAACCAUUAUUAACUGACAGAAAAAACUAAAGAUACCGAAAGCUUAUACACAGUCUUAGAUAUGAGGUAGGAGCACAGCCUACGCAGACCAAUAAGUGAAGUAAUUCCACUCUCAAGUGGCCAGAUAAAAUUCAGUUACAGUCCCGCACCAAGCCGCGCGUUUAGCAGUUGUUUUUCCCCCUCGAGCGUGCGUAAAACAGAGGACUCAGGGACCGCGAGAGAAAGAAUUCCGAGACAACGAACGUUCCCUGAAUAUGAUCACCUUUCUGUGCCUCGUGCUGUGUGUCCCCCGAGUGCUGUCUUCCACACUGGCCGCCGUCCUGCCCCAGGACCCCGCCCUGCGCAUCGGCUCCAGCCUGACGGCCACCUGCACGGUGAGCCCCGAGCUGGGCCUGCACGCCAGCGCCCUCUACUGGACGCUGAACGGGAAGCGGCUCCCCGGGGGCUCCUACCGCGUGCUGGGCCCCACCGCGCUCGCCCUCACCCUGCCGCGGCUCAACGGCUCCCGCCAACAGUCCGGCGACAACCUGGUGUGCCAUGGCAACGGGGGACACGUGCUGGCCGGCUCCUGUCUCUUUGUGGGCAUGCCCCCGGAGAAGCCGGUGGACCUCACCUGUAGGUCCCGAAACACCAAAGACCUCACCUGCAGCUGGAGGCCUGGAGGACAGGGAGAGACCUUCAUCAGAACCAAGUACACCCUGAAGUACAAGCUGAAGUGGUACGGGCGCGAGCAGGAGUGCGAGGACUACGGCGGCGGGCAGCCCUACUCCUGCUACAUCCCGCGCGACCUCGCCCUCUUCACGCCCUACGAGAUCUGGGUGGAGGCGUCCAAUCAGCUGGGGGCCGCCACCUCUGACGUCAUCGCCCUGGACAUCCUGGACGUGGUGACCACGGACCCCCCCAGCGACGUGCACGUGAGCCGCGUGGGGGAGCUGGAGGACCAGCUGAGCGUGCGCUGGGGCACGCCCCCCGCCCUCAAAGAGUUCCUCUUCCAGGCCAAGUACCAGAUCCGCUACCGGCUGGAGGACAGCACCGAGUGGAAGGUGAUGAAGGACGUGGGGAACCAGACGUCCUGCAGGCUGGCGGGGCUGAAGGCCGGGACGGUCUACUUCGUCCAGGUGCGCUGCAACCCCGUGGGCAUCUACGGCUCCAGGAAGGCCGGGAUCUGGAGCGGCUGGAGCAGCCCCACCGCGGCCUCCACCCCCCACAACGCUCAGCUGCAGACCGGGUCGUGUGACCCCAAGGCGGGGGAGCAGAACUCCACCCUCCGGCGGGAGCUGAAGCAGUUUUUCGGGUGGGUGCGGAAGCACGCCUUCGGCUGCAGCGGGAUGAGCAUCAAGCUGUACGACCAGUGGCGGGUCUGGCUGCAGAAGUCCCACAAAACGCGCAACCAGGUAGAUUCUACCGGGCGAUGAGUCCUAGCAUACCCUCAAGACAGAAGUAAAAAAAAAAUUUUUUUUUUUAAAAGAACUGAAACAUGAGGGAAUUUUGAGUGGGAAAGUCUGCGUUCUGGAAUGCGGUCGGGUUCCACGCAUCGAAGGUUCUGCUGCUCGAGGAGAACCCCCACGGGAACCUUCAGAAGAGCGACUGGCGUGGAGGGAAAUCUCAGCGGUGGUCUGCUUCACAGAGACGCCCGGAGCAGACUCGCAGACCUGAACUAUCUCCUGUUAUACAGGCAACGGACCUCCCAACAAACACAGAACAGUUUUCAGACCAUGGAGAGAGAGAGAGAGAGAGAGAGAGACAGAGAGAGAG
Messenger RNA from Anguilla anguilla (European eel), 1803 nucleotides. It is a transcript of the gene crlf1a, whose product is annotated as cytokine receptor-like factor 1a. The transcript is spliced from 8 exons. Lineage: Eukaryota; Metazoa; Chordata; Actinopteri; Anguilliformes; Anguillidae. Bases 303 to 1463 code for a protein of 386 amino acids. The record is from RefSeq and is a predicted model, not a curated record. Gene Ontology annotation, molecular function: cytokine binding; cytokine receptor activity. Gene Ontology annotation, biological process: cytokine-mediated signaling pathway; positive regulation of tyrosine phosphorylation of STAT protein. Gene Ontology annotation, cellular component: signaling receptor complex; CRLF-CLCF1 complex; external side of plasma membrane.